Messenger RNA from Equus quagga, 1065 nucleotides. It is a transcript of the gene IFNG, whose product is annotated as interferon gamma. NCBI's taxonomy places the organism in Eukaryota, Metazoa, Chordata, Mammalia, Perissodactyla, Equidae. The transcript has 4 exons. The record is from RefSeq and is a predicted model, not a curated record. Gene Ontology annotation, cellular component: extracellular region. Gene Ontology annotation, biological process: immune response. The coding region runs from base 70 to 570 and encodes 166 amino acids. Gene Ontology annotation, molecular function: type II interferon receptor binding.
UUGGGACCUGAUCAGCUUAGUACAGAAGUGACUGCUUUCAACUACUUAGGCCUAACUCCCUCCGAAACAAUGAAUUAUACAAGUUUUAUCUUGGCUUUUCAGCUGUGUGCGAUUUUGGGUUCUUCUACCUAUUACUGCCAGGCCGCGUUUUUUAAAGAAAUAGAAAACCUAAAGGAAUAUUUUAACGCAAGUAACCCAGAUGUAGGGGAUGGUGGGCCUCUUUUCCUGGAUAUCUUGAAGAACUGGAAAGAGGAUAGUGACAAAAAAAUAAUUCAGAGCCAAAUCGUCUCCUUCUACUUCAAACUCUUUGAAAACUUGAAAGAUAACCAGGUCAUUCAAAAGAGCAUGGACACCAUCAAGGAAGACCUGUUCGUUAAGUUCUUCAACAGCAGCACCAGCAAGCUGGAAGACUUCCAAAAGCUGAUUCAAAUUCCGGUAAAUGAUCUGAAGGUCCAGCGCAAAGCAAUAAGUGAACUCAUCAAAGUGAUGAAUGAUCUGUCGCCCAAAGCUAACCUGAGGAAGCGGAAGAGGAGUCAGAAUCCAUUUCGAGGCCGGAGAGCGUUGCAAUAGUGGUCAUCCUGCCUGCAAUAUUUGAAUUUUUAAAUCUAAAUCUAUUUAUUAAUAUUUAAUAUUUUACAUUAUUUAUAUGGGGAAUAUAUUUUUAAACUCAUCAAAGUAUUUAUAAUAGCAACUUUUAUGUAAUGAAAAUGGGUAUCUAUUAAUAUAUAUAUUAUUUAUAAUUCCUGUAUGGUGUGACUAUUUCACUUGACCCUUUUUUUUCUGACCAACUAGGCAAGAUUAUAUGAUUACAAGGCUUUAUCUCAGGGGCCAACUAGGUAGUGGGUAGCCGACCUACCAAGACCCUGUGAGCUGUGUGUUUAUUUCCCUCGAUGAUACAAUGAACACUUAUAAAGGAAAGGAGGGCCUCCAGUCACUGCCUGUUGGAGAACAUGUCUGCAUUGUGAACCACUGCUUAAUGGCAUGUCAAACCACGCUUGAAUGUGUCAGGUGAUAGGGCUUGUCCCCUGAUAAAGCUUAGUAUCUCCUCUCAUGCCUAGUGCUUCA